Messenger RNA from Paramisgurnus dabryanus, 1330 nucleotides. RefSeq names its product interleukin 15 (gene il15). Gene Ontology annotation, molecular function: cytokine activity; cytokine receptor binding. The record is from RefSeq and is a predicted model, not a curated record. Lineage: Eukaryota; Metazoa; Chordata; Actinopteri; Cypriniformes; Cobitidae. Gene Ontology annotation, biological process: positive regulation of immune response; positive regulation of T cell proliferation; immune response. Gene Ontology annotation, cellular component: extracellular region.
AUAUUUACAUUUUUCCAUGCGAGUUUUUUUUAUCAUCACAGGCGUUUGUAUUUAAGACUUUAACUCCCAAAUAAACAAGUCGGAAUGGAAAGUGUUCAAGGGAAAGUGUUUACAUAGGAUAGUCAAGAGAUCAGUCAAGACAAAUAUCAAAGUGAAAGAGUCGCUGUCGAUGGGCAGGGCGCUGUGCGCGCGAAUCUCACUAGCAGAUCUGAUCUGUAGAAGACAACACGCGUUCGGUGCGCGCUCCCGGAGAAAUAAUGUGCAGCAGAAGAUCAAGUUGGACUGAUAUAUAGGAUCUGUCACACUCCACGAAACUCUUCAGGGAUCUUUACAUAACGAGAUCAUGUGAAUUUUACGCGUCUUUCGCGGUUGGCCUACCAACGAUCCCGGCUCCGAUGAUCCUGGUGACCCUCCUCCUCGCUAUAAUCAUAGGAUUAAGGAAUAAACCAACCAAGCAAAAAACCAUGAGAUCUGGAAGAUGUGCUUGUAACCACUGGUGCUUUGAAAAUCACCUGGAAUGUCCUUUGAACUCCGAGGUUUGGAAUUCUUUCUUAAUAUUGAGCUGUCUAAGUGCUCUGUUGCCUGUGGCCGACAGUCAAAGAGUACAAGAGCUGAAAGAGCUCCAGAACGCUCUAGAGAAGACGGAAUAUUUAUUUAACAGAUCCAGUGCCAUCCUGUACACACCUAAUCCUGACAGUAUCAAUGAAUGUACUUAUAAGUUUCUUGACUGUUAUUUGUUGGAGAUGAAUGUUGUUGUGCACGAGGAAGGCACCGCUGAGCAAGUGAAUGAAAAUGACUUUUUAUUAUUGAAAAAUGUUGGCGAAUAUAGAAAACAUAACCACACAGCACCACAUUUAUGUGAAACACAAGAGCUCACAGACUCUCCUGUCUUCUAUCAAAGGAUGAAAACGUUUCUCCAAAAACUCACUACACAUUGCAGACAGAAAGGUCCUAAUAAAUCCUUAAAAAGUAAUUAGAAGCGUACUAUAUUAGAAAUCAUAAGCUUAUUUAUCUAUAAUUAUAUAAAUUAUACUAACCUCUUUUUUACCCAUAUUUAUAUGUAGCACUCUCCAAACUUAUCUCAGGCUAAAGUGUUUUAUUUUGUAAUGCUAUAGACUUUGAAAUGAUGAUAUAUUUUUGUAAAAAAAUGGAGUCUGAAUAAAUGUCUAACUGUAAAUGUCUUCUAUAUGUACAGAAUUUAUGUUGAACAAAAAACUAAAUAUUGUAAAAUUUUCUUUGUACGGAUGGGAACAAAAGGUGCUUUUGUAUUUCCGUAUGCGUUUUUUUUAUAAUCACAGUCUUGUUACAUUAAAACGCUUAUUUUACUAAA